Messenger RNA from Apis laboriosa (Himalayan honeybee), 5231 nucleotides. Its product is annotated as 5-oxoprolinase. Bases 1236 to 5099 code for a protein of 1287 amino acids. The record is from RefSeq and is a predicted model, not a curated record. NCBI's taxonomy places the organism in Eukaryota, Metazoa, Arthropoda, Insecta, Hymenoptera, Apidae. The transcript has 23 exons. Gene Ontology annotation, biological process: glutathione metabolic process. Gene Ontology annotation, cellular component: cytosol. Gene Ontology annotation, molecular function: 5-oxoprolinase (ATP-hydrolyzing) activity.
UUUCAAGGAAAAAAGAAAAAAAAAAAAAAGAAAAAGAAAAGAAAAGAAAAAGUAUCGACUGGAAGAAACUUACGUCUCGUAAAAAAAAUUGUGAAUUAUUAAUUUUUAAUCGCCUAGACGGAUCAUUUCUGAACAUUUUGUCCAUCGCAUGGAAUUACUAGAGAUUUUAAGACUUUUAAGUUAUUUUAUAAAAAGAUGGUGAAGGUAGGGAGCGAAACGACUGUGACUCUGUAAAGUAACCGUGUAUAAAAUGAAACUCUGCGUCAUAGUUUAAUAAAUUGUCCCCUUGUUGAAAAAAAAAAAAAAAACCAAUUCGAGCUGGACUUUGUCCCCUGGAGAUGCCUUACAGUACGCCCACCCGUAGUAUUGUCUCUAAUAAAAAGCAGAAAUCGUUGGUGCGCAGUCUCCGUUCGAGUACAGUGACCCUCAUCGUUAUCGGGCCGUCUGUCAAGUAUCAGAUAUAAUAUUCCUUCCUCACGAUUCGGUUCACGCAUCCAGUAAUUCGGUAUUUCGAUAAAAAGAAUAAAAUCUUCUUAUAUGGAAAAAAAAAAAACGAUCGAUAAAGUAAUUUUCAAUCCAAAAUUAAUUCCGUUUAAAAAAAAAAAAAAAAAAAGAAAUAUCACUCUCUGUAUCUCUCCCCGGAUUGGGAUGACGCGACAAAGAUAAUUAUUUUAAUACAGAGCGGUGACCGACCAGCGAUGAUUCUAACCUCGAACCUGUUCCCCGAAUGAGAACCUCGUUUUUAUCAACCUCGAUGCGAGAAAAUUUGCGGUCGGAUCGCGUUACGUAAUCGCGUUCGUUAUCAGACCAAAGAAAUGAAAAAAUACAAGAGAAUCCGUAUUGCGUCGAUUCUCGUCACCGUGUCUAGUGUGCUCUGGAGGACAUUUGUCGAAACUAGUUGAGUCGAAUCGAUCAAUACCAACGUCGGGAGAAAGUUUUGAUUAUUGAUUUAUUGAUCAUCUUCGUCGAAGAGAUGAAAGGGAGGAAAUAAUCGUUCCGUGCCCUCGACAUAGUUUAUCAACAAUCAUCAAAAUCAUCGUCGUGGGGAACAGGCACGCGACUGUUUACAUUGUUAUGUACACAUCGUUAAAGUCUCGUCAAAUCUUAUCAAGUAUUAUUGCGCACAAAUCUCGGAUCCCUUUCUCGAUCCAGCUCGAUUCCAGAGUCCAGAAUCGAGCAGAUUCGAUCCUCGAGUGUUUGUCGGCGCUGUGAACCGAGUAAAUCGCGUAGUAAAAAUGGGUGGUGAUAAAUUCGAGUUCGCCAUAGAUCGCGGCGGCACGUUUACCGACGUGUACGCUAAGUGCCCAGGCGGGAAAAUUCGAGUGAUGAAACUGCUCUCCGUGGAUCCUGCCAACUACGACGAUGCCCCGCGCGAAGGUAUUCGCAGGAUUCUCCAACAGGAGACUGGGAGAAAAAUCGAAGGAGAGAUAGACGGAUCGUUGAUAUCGUGGAUUCGAAUGGGCACGACAGUUGCCACGAACGCUCUUUUGGAGAGAAAAGGCGCGAAAAUGGCGCUGUUGAUCAACGAAGGAUUCAAAGAUCUUCUUUUCAUCGGGAAUCAAGCACGCCCCGAUAUAUUCGACUUGCAAGUAGUCACUCCAGAAGUAUUGUACGAAAAGGUAGUCGAAGUUGAGUGCAGAGUGAUACCCGCAUCGGUUGGAAAGUGUCAGUUGGAUCACAAGAAAUGGCGCAGAGUGAAGGGAUGUACGGGGGAGGAUCUAUUUAUCACUCGAGAAUUGGACGAGGAAAAGUUGAAAUUAGAUCUGGAGGAAUUGAGAAGAUCGGGGAUCGAGAGUUUAGCCGUGGUCCUCGCGCACAGUUACACAUACGGCGAACACGAAAUACGAAUAGGGGAAUUGGCGAAACUCGUUGGUUUCCCCCAAGUUUCGCUUUCGCACGAAAUUAUGCCUAUGGCGAGAAUGGUUCCUAGAGGAUUCACAGCCUGCGCCGAUGCAUACUUGACCCCGCACAUUAAACGAUACUUAGAGGGAUUCUCUUCUGGUUUCAAAGAUAAAUUGAAAGGUGUGAACGUGCUGUUCAUGCAAAGCGACGGUGGAUUGACUCCAAUGAAUUCAUUCAACGGGUCUCGGGCCAUUCUUUCCGGCCCAGCGGGCGGAGUCGUCGGUUAUGCGAUGACCACGUACAGCAAAGAGACCGAUUUGCCCGUGAUUGGAUUCGAUAUGGGCGGUACUUCUACCGAUGUCAGUCGUUUCGGUGGUAGCUACGAGCACGUAUACGAGAGCACAACCGCAGGUGUCACGAUCCAAGCUGCACAGUUGGACGUGAACACAGUUGCGGCAGGAGGUGGAUCGAUGCUUUUCUUCAGGUCGGGUCUCUUCGAGGUCGGGCCCGAGAGCGCAGGGGCACAUCCUGGCCCAGCUUGUUACAAGAAGAACGGCCCCCUGGCUGUCACCGAUGCGAACCUCGCUCUCGGAAGACUUUUGCCCGAAUAUUUCCCGAAAAUAUUUGGCCCGAGUGAGAACGAACCGUUGGACAAGUCUCGAACGAUGGAAGCUUUUCAAAUUCUCACCGAUCAAAUAAACGAAUUUCUAGCGAAAGAGGGGCACGGCGCGAAGAUGAGCAUCGAGGAAGUGGCGAUGGGAUUCGUCAGAGUUGCUAACGAAACUAUGUGUCGACCGAUACGAGCUCUCACUCAGGCGAAAGGUUACGAUACAUCUCGCCACGUUUUGGCGUGUUUCGGGGGUGCAGGGGGACAACACGCGUGCGCCAUUGCGCGUUCUUUAGGAAUGGGAACUGUAUUCGUCCACAAAUAUGCCGGAAUUUUGUCAGCCUACGGAAUGGCAUUGGCUGACGUCGUAGAAGAGGCCCAAGAACCUAGCGCAGAGGUUUACGAACAGGAAUCGUUCGCACGUUUGGACGAACGAUUGGACGCCUUGGAGAGGAAAGUUCGUGCAAAGUUGGCUGCCCAAGCAUUCCCCGAAUCUCACAUAAAAACGGAACCUUUUCUACAUUUGCGUUAUCAAGGGACAGACUGCGCUCUAAUGUGUACGGCUAGCCAAGAUACCAAACACAAGGGCACGAAACACGGAGAUUUUCUCAGUACCUUUUUGGAAAGGUAUCAAACGGAGUUCGGUUUCACCAUGCCCAAUCGAAAGAUCCUGGUAAACGACGUGAGAAUAAGGGGUACGGGGAGAACAGACAUCGAGGAAGAUCCAAUUUUAUCUUCGUCCAACGAGCCGCCGAAAUUCGAAAAGACCACCAUGGUAUAUUUCGAGAACGGCUACCAGGAGACCAAAGUGUACCAGCUGCGCUCCCUGUCGCCCGGCCACGAGAUUCACGGACCGGCGAUCAUAAUGGACAGCCUGAGCACUCUUCUGAUCGAGCCUGAUUGCAAAGCGUCGAUCACGCCUCGCGGCGACGCGAGGAUAACGAUCGGCCAAGGAUCGAGAGCCGAGGUCACCACCGAAUUGGACACCAUUCAAUUGAGCAUAUUCUCUCAUCGUUUCAUGAGCAUCGCCGAACAAAUGGGCAGGAUCCUUCAGCGUACCGCAAUCUCGACCAAUAUUAAGGAGCGGCUGGAUUUUUCUUGCGCGAUUUUCGGACCUGAUGGCGGCCUCGUUUCCAAUGCCCCCCAUAUACCCGUGCACCUGGGCGCCAUGCAGGAGACCGUUCAAUACCAGAUGAAGGCGUUCAAGGGUGAAUUCGAGAGGGGAGACGCGAUCCUCGCGAAUCAUCCCCUGGCAGGGGGAUCCCAUCUUCCAGAUCUUACCGUCAUCACCCCUGUCUUUUACAAGGACGUGGAGAAGCCGGUGUUCUUCGUUGCCAGCAGGGGACACCAUGCCGAUAUUGGAGGAAUCACGCCUGGUUCCAUGCCUCCGCAUUCGACUUCUUUGCUUCAGGAAGGGGCGACGUUUAAAAGUUUCUUGUUGGUGCACAGAGGGGUAUUCAGGGAGAAGGAGUUAACGGAAGCGUUGAUGGAACCGGGAAAAAUUGCGGGGAGUUCCGGAACCAGGAAUCUGUCCGACAAUCUGAGCGAUCUCAAGGCUCAGAUCGCAGCCAAUCACAAAGGAUCGAUGUUGGUCAACGAGUUGAUCGAUAUAUACGGCCUCGACGUGGUGCAAGCUUACAUGGGUCACAUUCAACGCAACGCCGAAGUUGCCGUGAGAGAUAUGUUAAAAUCUGUCGGGAAAAGGCUUCUCGAGCAAACUGGAAACACCAGGGCAACUGCGAUCGAUUAUCUGGACGAUGGCAGCCCUAUUCGAUUCCUUUUGAACAUCGACGUGGACAAGGGUGAAGCGGUCUGCGAUUUCUCCGGCACGGGGUACGAAGUGUGGGGCAAUUGUAACGCACCCAGGGCCAUCACUCUUUCCGCGUUGAUUUAUUGUUUGAGAUGCAUAGUGGGCAGAGACGUUCCUUUAAACCAGGGUUGUCUGAAGCCUGUAAAGGUAAUAAUUCCAAAGGGAUCGCUUCUGGAUCCUUCGGAGGAGGCAGCGGUGGUCGGUGGCAACGUUCUCACGUCGCAACGCGUGGUCGACGUGGUUCUACGAGCUUUCGGUGCUUGCGCAGCGUCACAAGGCUGCAUGAACAACGUGACGCUCGGCACCGAAGAGUGGGGUUAUUACGAAACUGUCGCCGGGGGCAGUGGAGCCGGCCCGACCUGGGACGGCAGAGGAGGGGUGCACACUCACAUGACCAACACGAGAAUCACCGACCCGGAGAUACUGGAACUUCGUUACCCGCUCAUUCUUAAUAAGUUUUCCCUUCGAACCGGAAGCGGAGGAGCCGGGGCCCAUCGAGGAGGCGACGGAGUUGUCCGCGAAACGACGUUCAGAGCGCCUAUGACGUUGUCCAUAUUAACGGAAAGAAGGGUAAAUAGCCCGCCUGGAUUGGCUGGGGGAGGAUCGGGUCGAAAAGGAAGGAACACGUUGGUAAAAGCCGACGGUAGAAAGAUCAAUCUCGGCCCGAAAACCGCGGUACCCGUUUAUCCAGGGGACACGUUUAUACUGGAAACUCCCGGAGGCGGUGGCUACGGUCCUCCCGGAGUUGAGAAAUCCGAGGGAUCGAUUCGGAGAGAAGCUCGAGGAUUCGUGGAACGCGGAAGCGUGUUCGAAUACAGAAAAGCUCAAGAAUCUGUGUGACGCGUGACCAUGAGCUCGCAUGAUAUCGCUCGAAAAUUAAUUACGGCUGUAGAAUGCGCAUAAUAUUCUUAUCUUUGUAACUGUAUCGAUCGGAGACAAUAAAUAGCGAGCAAUCUAUACUCGAUAAUAACC